AUGCAUUUAAGACUACUCCCUUUAGUGGUGUCUGUUUUCUCCUUUAUCAAUUACCUAUACCAAACACCAUUGACCCAGAUCCAUCUCCUCAAUGGAGAACUCAUAGUUGGAAAGGACUCAAAACAGCAGCUUUUGGGUGUCGACAUUAUAGAAGAUGAGUUGAAAUGGAGAAUCAGUAACACCAUUACAGAAAAUCACCAAUUGUUAUUCACUAAUAGUAUAGUUUAUGGAUAUAGAGAGGAUGUGCAGGAGAUUAUUCAAAUUGAUGUAAAUGGGAGUACCUCCGUAUAUGAUGUUGAGUUCUACCCGAAACAACUCUUUGGCUGUUAUGGAGGAGUAGUUGCGUGGGAUGGCAACACCGUCUACUAUAUAAACAAUAGAACCCAUAUAAUCCAAUCAGAUGUGGAACACGUACUAGUGGACAACCAUAGAGGAGAAAUCCUCAUCCUCAUGAGCAAUAAACACAACCAUAAAUAUAAUCUUCACAAAGUAUUUAGUAAUCAGCAGCUAGGCUUGGUAACUUCUUCUAUUAAACAGUUCAAGUCUGGGAUAGUGGUCACUGAGAAUGACCAGGUGUUCAAGCUUGAUAAGAAAGGGUUUACUAGAGUUGAGAAUGAUGAGUUUAGUAAUUUGGUUGUGGUCAAUGAGAAUUAUCUACUCUCUAAUGAAAGAUUACUUCAUAUUGGAAAGAGUGUAAAGUUGGUGAUCAGUUUAGGGGACGGCCGUUUACUUUCCACUCCACUAAACACGUUUUUGGUCACCUCCACAGUAGUAUUCGACUUGACUGAUUUUUUGCACACCCAUAACACCAAUAGUAUUAGGAAGAUCACACUAGACACAAACUCAAAUGCGUACCCAUUUGAGUUUAUUGUGAAGGGAGAGCAAUUAUGUCUCUUGCGUCUUGGGGCAGACCUUAGAGGAGAGAUGUUUAGUUAUGAUGGGACGAGGAAAAGUGUAGGCCCUACACGGCCACAACUAUCAAGUAGUCAAUACCUUCUUGUCGAUAAGCCAAAGCACCACCACCAAAUCUCUAGUGGUGCCUCAAACAGAGCGUUUAGGCAUAUUCAAGAGCUAGCUUCGCUAGCUCAUGGAUGGCAUGGAAAGUUUAGUCGGGCUCCCGACUUUUCCAAGAUGAUUGUGAUGUAUGAUUCUAGGAUGUUGGGAAUUAGCACUGAGGGGGAGGUGGUAUGGGAGGCGCCGGUUGAAGGAGAGUUUCUCUGUGAAAGACAAGUAGGAGAUAAGAUUGUGUCUCUUUUCAAGGAUUAUGUUUACGAGAUGGACUUUGAGGGGAUGAAGAGAGCAUUAGAGGAGGAUGUGUUUUUUAGAAAGGUCACUGAAAGUGACCUUUCAGGCCAUAUGAUUCCAAAGGGGUCUCUAAAGUCUAUCAAGACAUGGACGUUUGAUGUGAAUGAGAAAAUAGUGGCAGUAUCCAACACAACAGAGAACAAUAUGAUAUCUUUUCUCACAUAUGAGGACCAGUUAAAGUUGUAUGUGAUUGAUGGGAUUAGUGGGGAGUUGCUACACACACAUACCCAUGGGGAGGAUAUUGAUCCAGAUUCUAUAAAUCUUUUGCAGGAUGAUAGGAUAGUGUACACGUACUUUACAAAACCAGCAGAGCAGAGGAUUGUCAUAAUUAACAUCGAAGAAGAAAAGCAAAGUUUUUCUUCUUCUUCAUUUAUUUACCCUGAGAGGAUCCUCCUUAUCCAGUCUACACAGACAAACUGGGGAAUUACGUUAAAGUCUGUGAUUGCGUUUACAGAGCUGGGUGCAUUGGUCCAAAUACCAUUAAACCAAGAGCAUCCUAUUGUGAGAGCUCUUCCUAUAAAUGGCCCGUACCAGCUCAACUAUGACCCUUCCAAUGUUGGUGUGAUUUUGACUGCUCCCUCUCCAUAUGAGAGCACAUGUGUAAGGGACGUUAAGAAAGCCAUACCUGAUCCAAAAGAACCCUCACCUCAAACCAAUACUGAGUUGCCUCAAACGGACUUAUCUCAAUUUGUACUUCAAUAUGCCAAAGACAAAUUGCCAGCAAAGGUUCUUAAUCAUUCAUUAAGGGUCUUUUUGUACAGUAGGGCCAUAAUCAAAGACCAUUUCCCAGAAUGGGACCUUGAUCCUGAGAUUAUCCUUGUUACCAGUUUAUUGCAUGACAUUGGUACUACAAAAGAGAAUAUGCACAAUACCAAGAUGUCAUUUGAGUUUUACGGUGGUUUGUUAUCACGCGAGUUGGUUUUAGAGCAAACAAGAGAUAAGGAUUAUGCAGACGCGGUAAGCGAAGCGAUAAUCAGACACCAGGAUUUGGGAGAAUCAGGUUUUAUUACCAGAUUGGGAUUGAUUCUACAAGUAGCUACAAUUUUAGACAAUGUUGGCUUAAACACUCAUUUGAUCCAUAAAGACUCAUUGGAUGCUGCUAAUAAGAAGUACCCUCGUGAUGGUUGGUUAAAUUGUUUUGCAGAGGCUAUUGAUAAUGAGAACAAGUUGAAACCAUGGGGUCACACUAGUGCCUUGGGUGUGGAAGAGUUUAGGAACAAUGUUUUGAAUAAUAAGGUAAAGUAUGAGAAGUUAUAA
Messenger RNA from Lodderomyces oxycetoniae, 2562 nucleotides. RefSeq names its product cyanamide hydratase. The record is from RefSeq and is a predicted model, not a curated record. The coding region runs from base 1 to 2562 and encodes 853 amino acids. The transcript is spliced from 3 exons. NCBI's taxonomy places the organism in Eukaryota, Fungi, Ascomycota, Pichiomycetes, Serinales, Debaryomycetaceae.